GAAAUGAAUACAAUAGUACUGACACUUAACAUUGCAAAAAGUGUUGUCACAAAAUUGCAAAGACAUUGUCACGAGAAAGUGUGCCGUACAAGUGAGUUUUUAAGUCUGUAAAAACCAUUCAAACUGGAUACUUUUAGCAAUGGAGAUGCAAAAAUGCAUGUCGCCGUCCCCCUUACCAUUGAGAAACUGAACAAGUUCCGCAAUGACUUCUAUGCUGAUCCAAAGAAUGAGCUGGCACAGAAUGUAUGCACCCGUUUUGAUCCAUUCGAAGUGGCCAUUAGCAGACGGAAAGCAGACAGCAGUCUACAUGUGUACAAUAUUAAGAUCGAAUCAGAAGGUAAGCCGGUGACAAACCAGGAGAACUCUGGCCGCUGUUGGCUGUUCGCGGCGCUCAACGUUAUGCGACUGCCCUUCAUGAAGAAAUACAGCCUUGAGGAAUUUGAGUUUUCACAGAGUUACUUAUUCUUUUGGGACAAGAUCGAGCGCUCUCACUACUGGCUGAACAACAUCGUUUCCACCGCAAAGGCGGGCGAACCCUUGGACGGAAGACUGGUCAACUUUUUACUCAAAGACCCUAUAAACGAUGGCGGACAAUGGGAUAUGAUAGUAAACCUGGUGAACAAGUACGGUGUGGUACCCAAGAAGAUAUUCCCAGAGUCAUUUAGCUCCAGGCGUAGUCUGCACAUGAAUGCACUCAUUAAGACCAAGCUCCGCGAGUUCGCCAAAGAACUGCGAGACAAAGUGGCGGCAAAUGAGUCAGACGAAAUGAUACAGCAAGUCAUCAACAAACAGAUCGCAAUCAUUUACAACAUCGUUGCUACUUGCUUAGGUACCCCACCAGAAACAUUCACUUUCGAAUUCUACAACAAGGAAAAGGCCUAUAACAAUUUCGGCCCCUUAACCCCUCAGGAGUUUUACAACAAACAUGUCCGUCCACUCUUCGACGUUGACGAUAAGGUGUGUCUAGUAAGCGACCCGCGAGUAUCAAAUCCGUUCGGAAAUCUAUACACCCUGCAAUGCUUAGGUAACGUGGUCGGCGGUCGGCAGACGGCGUACAACAACCAACCUAUUGAAACGCUCAUGACAGUUGUAAAAGACAGCAUUGCGGGCGGUGAAGCUGUUUGGUUUGGCUGUGAAGUGUCCAAAAGAUUCGAAAGGAAAAACGGACUAGAAGAUUUGGAUGCGCAAGACUACCGUCUAGUGUUCAACACGGAGGUACAAAUAGGGCUGCCUAAGGCGGAUCGGCUGCUCUACGGUGACUCAUGUAUGACGCACGCUAUGGUCUUCACUGCUGUUGCUACUGAUGAUCAAGGUAAACCGAAGAGGUUCCGUGUAGAGAAUUCUUACAGCGACAAGGAGUACGACAAGGGUUACCUGCUCCUCACCGAACUUUGGUUCAGAGAGUUCGUGUUUGAGGUGGUAGUAGAUAAGAAGUACGUACCGGCAGCGGUUCUAGAAGUAUUCAAGCAACAGCCCAAAGUGUUACCAGCCUGGGACCCUAUGGGCACUCUAGCCUGUCCCAUUUGUUCCAAGGAGUAACACAGGAUUCCUUUAAGCACGUUAUGGCAUACUUAAGUUGAAAUGCCCAAUUCUACCUGAACUAUAAUAAUGUGACGUACACACCAUAUCAGCAUAACUCUUAGCAUUGACAUGUAUCUAUAUUAUUUGGCUGUAGGUGCUAAAAUACAUGGUGCUUUGAUUUCCUACAGUAACGUGAUUCACAUAUUUGUGUUUGUUUACAAUUUUGUUUAUGUAGUGUUAAAUUAAUUUUCUACGUGGAUUUUUUAACAACACAACAUGAUAUACUAAUUUACUCACUUAAUACAUUGCCUGCCAAUCUGAAUUUGUCGUCUACCUUUUUUUUUCUUUGGCCUUGCAAGCGUGUAGACACACAUUAUACAAUAAUUUAUUCAGGUUUCUCAACUUAGUAUAAUAUCAGCUUACCUGUCGGACCUAGGUUUUAAUUUAUUGUUAGUGUACACUUAAGAAUCACAAAAAUAUAUUUUAUACAGAUAACAAGGUACUUAUACACUGCAAGAUCUCAAAAUCUUUGGUAAUUUCACCUUAGAAUUUAGAGAUUUUAAAUGCCAUAGUAAAUUUGUGUUCACGUUUCUCACAGUUACCAUUGCUGUUCUUAUAUUUA
Messenger RNA from Hyposmocoma kahamanoa, 2143 nucleotides. Its product is annotated as bleomycin hydrolase. The transcript has 12 exons. NCBI's taxonomy places the organism in Eukaryota, Metazoa, Arthropoda, Insecta, Lepidoptera, Cosmopterigidae. Gene Ontology annotation, molecular function: cysteine-type aminopeptidase activity. Gene Ontology annotation, cellular component: cytoplasm. The record is from RefSeq and is a predicted model, not a curated record. Gene Ontology annotation, biological process: proteolysis; response to toxic substance; L-homocysteine catabolic process. The coding region runs from base 154 to 1539 and encodes 461 amino acids.